ACAUACCGAGGCAGACUCCCAGCGGCUGCUAAUUUCCAUUUUACGUAAACUUUCGAAAUGGUGGCGACGGCUCUCUCCUCCGUCACCACCGCCGCGUUCUCCCCCCCUUCUAGUCAUCGUUUAUCCGUGUCUCAUACAAAAUCGGUAGAGAUCCUUGCCAUGGCGACUAAAAAGAAGGUCAACAGAUACGACGGUAACUGGAAAAAGGAGUGGUACGGAGCGGGAAUCUUCAGCGAGGGAAGUGAGGAACUGAGCGUAGACGUGGUCAAAAAGCUGGAGGAGAGGAAAGUGUUGAGCGGAGUGGAGAAAGCUGGCCUCCUCUCGAAGGCGGAGCAGUUAGGUUUCACCCUUUCUUCCAUUGAGAAGCUUGGUUUCUUCUCCAAAGCAGAGGAGCUGGGCCUUCUCAGCUUUCUGGAGAAAGCAGCCGGUUCGUCGCCAUCCACGCUGGCAUCUUUCUCAUUGCCGCUGCUCAUCGCAGCGGUGGCAGCGAUUGUUCUUAUCCCGGAUGAUUCUGCCGUACUAGUCGCAGUACAGGCGGUUGUCGCUGCCUUGCUUGGAGUUGGAGCUGCUGGGUUAUUUGUAGGAUCGGUGGUGCUUGGUGGCCUACAAGAGUCGGAGUAAAAAGAGAGCAUAUUCAGGCGCAUCAAGGUUGGUGUUUUCUGUCAUCUUUUGAUGUAAUGUAUAAUGAUUUUUAUUUAAUUUUUUUGUGGAUUUAAAGUUGUAUAUGAAAGAAUAUCAAGUUCUUACUAGAGGAAUAAAUUAAAUUUAAAUAGUGAAA
This is a messenger RNA of Dendrobium catenatum, 778 nucleotides long. RefSeq lists its product as uncharacterized. NCBI's taxonomy places the organism in Eukaryota, Viridiplantae, Streptophyta, Magnoliopsida, Asparagales, Orchidaceae. The record is from RefSeq and is a predicted model, not a curated record. Bases 58 to 621 code for a protein of 187 amino acids. The transcript is spliced from 2 exons.